This is a messenger RNA of Drosophila yakuba, 823 nucleotides long. Its product is annotated as snaclec subunit A. The transcript has a single exon. The coding region runs from base 16 to 741 and encodes 241 amino acids. The record is from RefSeq and is a predicted model, not a curated record. Lineage: Eukaryota; Metazoa; Arthropoda; Insecta; Diptera; Drosophilidae.
UGAGUUCUCCGCAAUAUGUUUCGCCUGCACAUCGGUUUUUUGUGCCUCGUCGUUGCAUCCUGCAUCCUUUUCGGAGUGUCCCACUCCACCAGCGACUCCAUUUGUGUCCUGAGCGAUGCGCCUCAGCAAUGUGGCGCCUUCUGCCUGGCAGCAUUGCAUCCACUGUACGAUCAGUACUCCAAGUCCAGGCAACAGGAGCACAGCCAAGAAGCAGUAGUGAAGAUGAUAGAGGAUUUUCGGACUGAGCAAAAGGAGCUUUUGAAUCACUACUAUCUGGAUGUUCGGGAGCUGUUGAAUGAACUUGCGGCGAAUCUAACUUCCACUGCAAGCAGAGAUGAGUCCACCUUGCAGAGCAUGCCAGUGACAGUGCCGCCUGGGUUCCAGAAGAUUGGAUCCAAAUACUUUUUAAUAGAAGAUAAUGAGUGGAAAACCUGGACUGGUGCCGAGGAAACCUGUCGGGAAAAGGGCGGUCGCCUAGCAGCCUUCCGAAACGAAGACGAGUUUGAAGCCGUCGCAAGACGCGUCCAUAAUAGAACCAUAUUCUGGCUGGGUUACCGUCGAAAUAGUAAGGGCAAUUUCGUGACGGCCGCCGGAAAGGAAGUAUCGUUUAUGAAGUGGCAUUCAGGAGAACUCAACAACGGAGGUGGCAAUCAGAACUGCUUUGUCCUGUACAAGAUAAGCAUUUAUGAUUGGAAUUGCGAUUAUACCCUUCCCUUCAUUUGCCAGUUGGACAAGGUUUAAUAAAGAUAAAGAUAAUACGUAUAUAUCGAUUGGAUUGGAUUGAUUAACACAGAAUUAACCAAAUGCAUGCCAUAUAAAGCAA